Messenger RNA from Peromyscus maniculatus bairdii (prairie deer mouse), 4307 nucleotides. RefSeq names its product multidrug resistance protein 2. Gene Ontology annotation, biological process: oligopeptide export from mitochondrion. Gene Ontology annotation, molecular function: ATP binding; ATP hydrolysis activity; ABC-type oligopeptide transporter activity. NCBI's taxonomy places the organism in Eukaryota, Metazoa, Chordata, Mammalia, Rodentia, Cricetidae. Gene Ontology annotation, cellular component: mitochondrial inner membrane. The record is from RefSeq and is a predicted model, not a curated record.
CCUUCUCGCAGCGGCUCUUGAAGCUCCAGGAGGCUGAGGCCGCUGCCCGCAUCUUCCCAGGCUGCGCUAAAUUCGGGGUCGCUUCUUCCAAAUUCCACGUCUUGGCAGACUUUGUGAAGGAAAGCCGAAGGUCGUGAUGGAGCUUGAAGAGGACCUUAACGGAGGAGUAGACAAGAACUUCUCGAAGAUGGGCAAAAAGAGUAAAAAGGAGAAGAAAGAAAAGAAACCAGCCGUUGGCAUAUUUGGGAUGUUUCGCUAUGCGGAUUGGCUGGACAAGCUGCUCAUGGUCCUGGGGACGCUGGCUGCUGUUAUCCAUGGCACUUCACUUCCGCUCUUGAUGCUGGUGUUUGGACACAUGACAGAUAGUUUUACAAAAGCAGAAACCACUGUUUCACCAAACAUUACUAAUCAAAGUGAAACCAGCGGUACUCAGGCCAGCAGCCGCGGCAAUCUGGAGGAAGACAUGGCCACGUACGCCUACUAUUACACGGGCAUUGGUGCUGGCGUGCUCAUAGUUGCCUACAUCCAGGUUUCAUUUUGGUGCAUGGCAGCUGGAAGACAAAUACACAAAAUCAGACAGAAGUUUUUUCAUGCUAUAAUGAAUCAGGAGAUAGGCUGGUUUGACGUGCACGACGUUGGGGAGCUCAACACCCGGCUCACAGACGAUGUCUCCAAAAUCAAUGAUGGGAUUGGUGACAAAAUUGGGAUGUGUUUUCAGUCCAUCACCACAUUUCUAGCUGGAUUUAUAGUAGCAUUUAUAAGUGGUUGGAAGCUAACCCUUGUCAUUUUGGCUGUCACCCCUCUUAUUGGAUUGUCGUCUACUAUGUGGGCCAAGGUAUUGACUUCAUUUACUAAUAAGGAACUCCAGGCUUAUGCAAAAGCUGGAGCAGUUGCUGAAGAAGUCUUAGUGGCCAUCAGAACUGUGAUUGCAUUUGGAGGACAAAAGAAAGAACUUGAGAGGUACGAUAAAAAUUUAGAAGAAGCUAAAAAUGUUGGAAUAAAGAAAGCGAUCACGGCCAACAUUUCCAUAGGUAUUGCCUAUCUACUGGUGUAUGCAUCGUAUGCACUGGCGUUCUGGUAUGGGACCUCCUUGGUCCUCUCAAAUGAAUACUCUGUUGGACAAGUACUUACUGUCUUCUUCUCUAUAUUAACUGGGACUUUCAGUAUUGGACAUCUUGCCCCAAACAUAGAAGCCUUGGCAAACGCAAGAGGGGCAGCCUAUGAAAUCUUCAGGAUAAUUGACAAUGAGCCAAACAUUGACAGCUUCUCAACAAAGGGACACAAACCAGACAGUAUAAUGGGAAAUUUAGAAUUUAAAAAUGUCCACUUCAGCUACCCAUCUCGAAGUGGAGUUAAGAUCUUGAAGGGCCUCAACCUGAAGGUGCAGAGUGGACAGAUGGUGGCCCUGGUUGGCAGCAGUGGCUGUGGGAAAAGCACCACUGUCCAGCUGCUGCAGAGGCUGUAUGACCCCAUAGAGGGCGUGGUCAGCAUCGACGGACAGGACAUCAGGACCAUCAAUGUGAGGUAUCUGCGGGAAAUCAUUGGCGUGGUGAGUCAGGAACCUGUGUUGUUUGCCACCACCAUCGCUGAAAACAUUCGCUAUGGCCGAGAAAAUGUCACCAUGGAUGAGAUUGAGAAAGCUGUCAAGGAAGCCAACGCCUAUGACUUCAUCAUGAAACUGCCCCAUAAAUUUGACACCCUGGUUGGUGAGAGAGGGGCGCAGCUGAGUGGGGGACAGAAACAGAGAAUCACCAUCGCUCGUGCCCUGGUCCGCAACCCCAAGAUCCUUUUGUUGGAUGAGGCGACCUCAGCUUUGGACACAGAAAGUGAAGCCGUGGUUCAGGCCGCUCUGGAUAAGGCUAGAGAAGGCCGGACCACCAUCGUGAUAGCUCACCGCUUGUCUACAAUUCGUAAUGCUGACGUCAUUGCUGGGUUUGAUGAUGGUGUCAUUGUGGAGCAAGGAAAUCAUGAUGCGCUCAUGAAAGAGAAGGGCAUUUACUUCAAACUUGUUAUGACACAGACUAAAGGAAAUGAAACUGAACUGGGAAGUGAAUCUUAUGAAUCCCAAAGUGACACUGAGGCCUCUGAAUUGACUUCAGAAGAAUCAAAAUCCCCGUUAAUAAGGAGAUCAACUUGCAGAGGUACUCGUGGUCCACAAGACCAAGAGAGGAGAGUCAGUGUGCAGGAGGCGCAGGAGGAAGACGUGUCUCUAGUUUCGUUUGGCCGGAUCCUAAAACUAAACAUAACUGAAUGGCCUUACUUGGUCAUUGGUGUGCUUUGUGCUGUUGUAAAUGGAUGCAUGCAACCAGCGUCCUCCGUAAUAUUUUCAAGGAUUAUAGGGGUCUUUACAAGAGAUGAUGAUCCUGAAACCAAACAACAGAACUGUAAUUUGUUUUCCCUGCUUUUUCUGGUCCUAGGAAUGAUUUCGUUUGUUACAUAUUUCUUACAGGGCUUCACAUUUGGCAAAGCCGGAGAGAUCCUCACCAAGCGACUGCGAUACAUGGUUUUCAAAUCCAUGCUGAGACAGGAUAUAAGCUGGUUUGAUGAUCAUAAAAAUAGCACUGGCGCGUUGACCACCAGGCUCGCCAGUGAUGCUGCUAAUGUUAAAGGGGCUGUGGGUUCCAGGCUUGCUGGAAUUACCCAGAAUGUAGCAAAUCUCGGGACAGGAAUUAUCAUAUCCUUAAUCUAUGGCUGGCAGCUAACACUUUUACUCACAGUGAUUAUACCACUCAUCAUAUUGGGUGGCAUUAUCGAACUGAAAAUGUUGUCUGGUCAUGCUCUGAAGGACAAGAAAGAACUAGAGGUUUCUGGGAAGAUUGCCACUGAAGCGAUAGAGAACUUCCGCACUGUCGUCUCGUUGACUCAGGAGCAGAAGUUUGAAAACAUGUAUGCCCAGAGCUUGCAGAUACCAUACAGAAACGCUUUGAAGAAAGCGCACAUCUUUGGGAUCACAUUCUCCUUCACCCAGGCCAUGAUGUAUUUUACCUAUGCUGCCUGUUUCCGGUUUGGCGCCUACUUGGUGGCGCAUCAAUUAAUGACUUUUGAAAAUGUUAUGCUAGUAUUCUCAGCUAUUGUCUUCGGUGCCAUGGCAGCUGGGAAUGCCAGUUCAUUCGCUCCUGACUAUGCCAAAGCCAAAGUGUCGGCAUCACAUGUCAUCAUGAUCAUGGAAAAACUCCCCGAGAUUGACAGCUACAGCCCGGAAGGCCUGAAGCCUAAUAUGUUGGAAGGAAAUGUGAAAUUUAAUGAAGUCAAGUUCAACUAUCCCACCCGACCCGACAUCCCAGUGCUUCAAGGGCUGAACCUGGAGGUGAAGAAGGGCCAGACGCUGGCCCUGGUGGGCAGCAGUGGCUGCGGGAAGAGCACAGUGGUCCAGCUGCUCGAGCGCUUCUACAACCCCAUGGCCGGCACAGUGUUUCUAGAUGGCAAAGAAGUAAAGCAACUCAAUGUCCAGUGGCUCCGAGCCCAACUUGGCAUUGUGUCCCAAGAGCCCAUCCUGUUUGACUGUAGCAUCGCAGAGAACAUCGCCUAUGGAGACAACAGCCGGGUCGUGUCCCAGGACGAGAUCGUGAGGGCGGCCAAGGAGGCCAACAUCCACCAGUUCGUCGAGUCGCUACCUGAUAAAUACAACACCAGAGUAGGAGACAAAGGCACUCAGCUGUCGGGUGGGCAGAAGCAGCGCAUCGCCAUAGCACGCGCCCUCGUCAGACAGCCUCACAUUUUGCUUCUGGAUGAAGCCACCUCAGCUCUGGAUACCGAGAGCGAAAAGGUUGUCCAGGAAGCCCUGGACAAAGCCAGGGAGGGCCGCACCUGCAUUGUGAUCGCUCAUCGCCUGUCCACCAUCCAGAACGCAGACUUGAUCGUGGUGAUUCAGAACGGCAAGGUCAAGGAGCAUGGCACCCACCAGCAGCUGCUGGCACAGAAGGGCAUCUAUUUCUCAAUGGUCCAGGUUGGAGCAAAGCGCUCGUGAACUGUGACUGUUUUAAUAUUGGUGUUUAAAUAUGGCAUUUAACCAAAGUUAAAAAGGUGAAUACUGUUAAAGGUAACUUCAUCAAGAUGACAGUCUCCAGAAACUUUGUAUUUAAAUGAACUGAAAUUGAAAAAAAAAAAUGUCAUUGAGUGGGGGCAGUGUUUUUGAUUGCACUAUGUGAUUCGUAAGAGAACUUAAAGAUGUUUUAAAUAAAAUAUGUAAUUUUGUUUCAAUUUUUAAUGUCAACCCUACUUUGUUGUAUUACUAUAAAGAUUAUAAAGGUUGUAAAAAGUUCUGAAAUAUGCCACAAAGUGCCUAUAAAAACUAAAUUUUCAUAUCA